AUGUUAAGUGCUCUGCGUGUCAUUAAAACAAAAGUUCGUUUUGUACCUGCACCUUGUUUUUCCAGAAUGCAAUCAACAUCUGAAAAUAAUCAACGACCUUCAUCAUCUAGAUCAUCAUCUAGUAAAACGAAGUCAUAUGCUCCACAAAAUCUGCCAAUCUAUGAUUAUGAUCUGGUUGUUGUUGGUGGUGGUUCUGGAGGUUUGGCAGCAGCAAAAGAAGCAGCAAAGUUAAAUAAAAAUGCUAAAGUAGCUUGCUUCGAUUUUGUUACUCCAACAUAUCACGGAACAAAAUGGGGUCUAGGCGGUACAUGUGUUAAUGUUGGUUGUAUUCCAAAAAAGUUGAUGCACUAUGCUGGUUCAAUUGGUAAUGUACUUCAUCGUGAUGCUGCUGAAUUUGGCUGGCAAAAUGUUGACAAUGGCAAACACGAUUGGUCGACAAUGCAAUCCAUGAUUGGAAACUAUAUAAAAUCACUGAACUUUUCUUACAAAGUUCAACUUCGCUCAGCUAAUGUAACAUAUUUAGAUGGUCUAGCUCAGUUUAUUGAUCCACAUACAAUUGAAUGGAAGAGCUUAACAAAAAGCGGCCGUGUAACGUUUAAUCAAGCAAUUAUUGCAACUGGUGGUCGUCCAUCGUACGGUAAUUUUCCUGGUCGAGAAUUAUGUAUUAGUUCGGAUGAUAUAUUUUGGCUGAAAAAGAAUCCCGGUAAAACUCUUAUUAUUGGUGCGGCAUAUAUUGCAUUAGAAUGUGCGUCAUUUCUUCAUCAUAUUGGUAAUGAUGUAACGGUUAUGAUUCGUUCAAGACCGUUACGUACCAUGGAUCAUCAAUGCGGUGAAAUGAUAUGUGAAUUAAUGGAACGUGAUGGAUUAAGAUUUAUAAUGCCUGCUAAUCCUCGUUCAUUUUCAGCAACGCAAAAACCAGAUAAAUUAGCAAAUGCAAAAGAAUGUCGGCCUGGUGUUUGGGAACAUGGUAAAGAUGCUAAAGGAAACAAUCAGUAUCUACAUGAAUCUGGAGCUAUUGAAGUGCAACAUCCCGAUGGUAAAAUAACAUGGAUUCAUCCAAAAGGAGACAUUGAAGUUAAAUACGAAUAUGCUGAUCAACGUAAAGGAAAAAUACAUUCUGAAACUUAUGAUACAAUUUUAUUGGCUAUUGGAAGAACAGCUAAUAUUGCUGACCUUGGUCUUGAUACAAUUGGUGUACAUGUUGUCAAUGGCAAAGUUCUUGUCGACGAACGAGAACAAACAAAUUUACCGCAUAUUUAUGCUUUGGGAGAUGUAGCAACUGGCGUUAUUAAACAUGGCAAAGAUCUAGCGCAUCAAGCUCGAGUUACUGUUGACCGACCUGAAUUAACUCCUGUUGCUAUUCAAGCUGGACAAUAUUUAGCACGACGUCUAUGGAAUCUAUCAAAUCAGUUGAUGAAUUAUCGAACGAUUCCAUCAACUGUAUUUACAAGCCCAUCUGAAUAUAGUUUUGUUGGUCUUCACGAAGAACAAGCAAUGCGAUCACAAGAAGAUGGAGGUAUUGGCGCAGAAAAUGUUCGAAUUUAUUGGUCACGAUUUGGCAACAUUGAAAUUUCUCCAAUACAUCCACAUAUAAAAAAACCACAAAGUGAAUGUUUCACAGGAAACAAUACAUGGGCACAUCAAUAUGCAUUGAAAAAUAAUGCGGAUUGGCCUGAAGUAACCUAUGAUUUAGAAAGUGCAAAUUAUGUUAUAUACAAUGGAGAAGUCAAUAGUCAAAAAAAUGCCGGUGCACGUAUUAUAAAUAAAUAUCGUAAUGAACAAGCUAAUAAUAAAAUCACAUAUGAUAUUGAAAUUCAAAAUGAAGAGAAAACAGUUAUUCAAGGUGUUACAGGCGAACAGUUACAAUUGCAAGAAGAACAACAAUUAGAAAAGGCCGAAGUAUUUUAUAAAGCCAAUUGUUUAGCGAAAUUAAUAUGCGAUAAAAGUCAAAAUGAUAAAGUAGUUGGACUUCAUUUCAUGGGACCUAAUGCCGGUGAAGUCGUGCAAGGUUAUGCAUUAGCUGUUAUGAUGGGCGCAACAAAACAACAAUUCGAUGAACUUGUUGGUAUUCAUCCAACAGCCGCUGAAGAAUUUACUGUAUUAAGUGUAACAAAAGAAUCUGAAGCAACAUUAUUGAAGGCAGCUGGCUGUGGUGGAGGUUCAUGCGGAUAA
This is a messenger RNA of Rotaria socialis, 2172 nucleotides long. NCBI's taxonomy places the organism in Eukaryota, Metazoa, Rotifera, Eurotatoria, Philodinida, Philodinidae. The record is from the annotation of a GenBank genome assembly.